AUGCCUUGUCCCGGUAAAACUUUUGUAAAUGGCAUAACAUGGUAUUCACCUAUAAUUACAAAACCGGAAGAAUUAUCAUUUUGUGAAGAAUGCUAUAAUCAAUUUAUCAGAAAUACACCUUUAAAUAUACAUAUGCGAAAUGAUGGAACCUUUAUUGGGGUUUGUGACUUUUCAGCAAAGAUACGAGAGCUAUGGUUGGCUGCUGUGAGAGAAAAUAACAUAGAUAGAUUUAAUGAAUAUGUUCAAUCAAAAAUAGAAGAUGUUCGGACGAUGCGAACAAAGUAUGCCCAAUUAUAUUCCAAUUAUUCUUUAGAAAUACAACGAAGAGGCGUAUUAGUAUCUUCCCAAUUUAAGAGUAGUAUGGAGGAUACUGCUUUAAAAGCACCAUGCCCAGUACGCCCGGUACUUGCAAAUUCCUAG
This is a messenger RNA of Cetraspora pellucida, 420 nucleotides long. Lineage: Eukaryota; Fungi; Glomeromycota; Glomeromycetes; Diversisporales; Gigasporaceae. The record is from the annotation of a GenBank genome assembly.